Messenger RNA from Centrocercus urophasianus (Greater sage-grouse), 536 nucleotides. RefSeq names its product anterior gradient 3, protein disulphide isomerase family member (gene AGR3). Lineage: Eukaryota; Metazoa; Chordata; Aves; Galliformes; Phasianidae. The transcript has 7 exons. The record is from RefSeq and is a predicted model, not a curated record. Gene Ontology annotation, molecular function: dystroglycan binding. Gene Ontology annotation, cellular component: endoplasmic reticulum. Bases 1 to 498 code for a protein of 165 amino acids.
AUGCUCCAUUCAACAUUGGCUUUGUCUCUCCUGCUAAUUGCAGUCUCAUCCAACCUUGCUAUGGCAAUCAAAAAGGAAAGAAGAGCACCUCAGACAUUAUCAAGAGGUUGGGGAGAUGAAAUAACAUGGGUACAAACUUAUGAAGAAGGGCUUUAUCAAGCAAAAAGAAGUAACAAGCCACUGAUGGUCAUUCAUCAUUUGGAAGACUGUCAAUACUGCCAAGCACUGAAGAAAGCUUUUGCUGAAAAUGAAGAGAUACAAGAAAUGGCCCAAGAUAGUUUCAUUAUGCUGAAUCUCAUGCAUGAAACCACAGAUAAAAACCUGUCACCUGAUGGACAAUACGUGCCUCGAAUCAUGUUCAUAGACCCAUCUCUCACGGUGAGAGCUGAUAUCACAGGAAGAUACUCUAAUCGGCUGUACACUUAUGAACCACAAGACAUACCAUUCUUAAUAGAGAACAUGAAGAAAGCACUACGCCUCAUUCAGACAGAAUUGUAAGCAACAGUGAAAUGUUCAUAGCCUCUAGAAGGUGAAGC